Molecule: messenger RNA, 1509 nt
Organism: Thamnophis elegans (Western terrestrial garter snake)
Lineage: Eukaryota; Metazoa; Chordata; Lepidosauria; Squamata; Natricidae
Gene: TRIM59
Product: tripartite motif containing 59
Biological process (GO): cilium assembly
Cellular component (GO): cilium; intraciliary transport particle B; centrosome
Molecular function (GO): zinc ion binding
Source: RefSeq, a predicted model, not a curated record
CGGCCGUUUUCUUGCUCCUUUGCUGUUGCUUCUGAUUGGAAGCGGCUGGAGGAGCAUCAUUAGGAGGCCGCCGAUGCCGUCUCCGGGGGGGGGAAGCUCCUUCGCCGCGACAAGAGAAGUUUGGGGAACCGGCGGCCUGCUUGGCGCUUCGGGAAUCCGGCGGGAGGCUGAGGAAAUGCAUUAUUUUGAAGAGGAGUUAACUUGUUCUAUAUGCUACAGUAUAUUUGAUGAUCCUCGUGUUCUGCCAUGUUCGCAUACAUUUUGUAGAAAUUGUUUGGAAAGUAUUCUUCAAAUCAAGCAAUUUUUCCAUAGGCUCCGCCAGCCUAAGACAAUUACUCACAAUGUCCCAACUAAAAUGCUUCCCCUCAAUUGUCCCAACUGUAGAAUUGUUGAAAUUCCUCCAUCUGGUACAGACUCUUUGCCUGUAAACUUUGCAUUAAGGCUAUUAUUAAAAGUAUCAACAGAGGAUCAUCCUGAAGUAGCUACCUGCAGUGAGCAUUAUAGACAACCACUAAAUAUUUACUGUCUACUAGACAAAAAACUUGUGUGUGGCCAUUGUCUUACAAUAGGAAAACAUCAUGGCCAUCCUAUAGAUGACCUACAAAGUGCCUACAUGAAAGAAAAAGAAACUCCUGGAAGACUCCUUGAGCAGUUGACCGAUAAACAUUGGAGUGAAGUUUGUUUGCUUAUUCAGAAUCUGGAGGAACAGAAAGCUCAGUGUGGGAGCAUUGUUCAGGAGGAUAAAAAAACAGUUUUGCAAUAUUUUAAGAGACUUGGAGAUGUCCUUGAUCAGAAAAACAAGCUUUACUUGGAGCGCUGGAUUGUAAAUAUGCAAAUUGAGGCAGAAUAUGAACCUCUCAUAGAAAUGUUGAAAGGUAUACGAGAGGAGCAACUUGAACUAAUGUCACUAAAUACAUUGUUUCAAGAAGAGUCUCCUCUUCAUUUUCUGGAGAAAGUUGAGGAAAUACGUCAGCGUGUUAAAAUUUUAAGGGAAAAACCAUUACCAAUGAUUAAGCCAGUUGAAAUCCAUCCUCGAGGACCGGUGUUAAAAGAUGUGUGGAGCAAAAGUGAAAUUAAUCAGAUUAACAAAAUUCUCAUUCCCAAAAUAAAGCUAAUUUCAAAGCAGAAAGUAUGUACCCAGAAUUGUAACAAUGAGACCAGACCAGCUAAAAAAUCCUUCUGGUCCUUCAGUCCUGUGGCAAUUAUAUUACUUUCUUUUAUUUUUUUUAUUGUUACAUUUAGCCAACAUAUUAACAUUCAAAAAAUAGUUUUUCCAUAUAUUUUUGAUACUUUGCAGAUAAUUUAUCAAGACUUAAGUAAAAGAUUACACAUAGCAGUGGAAAAUACUAUGAUAUACCCCUGAUUUAAUUGAAUAAUAUUUUUGCUUUUGAUAGCAACUUUUUGCCCUGUUAAGAAAAAAUCUGAAUUCUAAUGGAUUUAAUUUUAACUUGAUGUUAAAUUAAGGUUUAAUUGAUAUCAAUGUCUUUUGUCAAGAGUGUCAGAAAUUAC